This is a messenger RNA of Eruca vesicaria subsp. sativa (arugula), 1792 nucleotides long. The record is from the annotation of a GenBank genome assembly. Lineage: Eukaryota; Viridiplantae; Streptophyta; Magnoliopsida; Brassicales; Brassicaceae.
UCUUUUUUGAUCCAUGAAUCGUCUCUGGUUCACAUACUUGUCCAAAUAAAUAAAUAAAAAACGAUCUGUCGGUUUCUUAGGAAAAAUAGAAAAAGAAAAAUAGAAAAGCUCUGCUUUCUCUUUCUUUCGUCUUUUUCUAGAUCGCAUUUUCUUAACUGUCGUUUCUUUUCACAAAUCUCGCCAAAGUCUGUGACAUCUCAUCGAAUUUAGCAAACCCCUUUGUCUCAAAAUCUAAUCCUUGCGUCAAUCUCGGUCCAAAAAAAAUCAAACCUUUUAUCUGUUUCCUCUGUUUUGUUCUCUCCCUUUUUGCUCUGUUUUUUCUAUUGAUUGUGAUCAUUACAAUGGGCUGUGCAAGCUCCAAACACAAAAAGCGUUGCAGUUAUUGUCGAGGAGGAUUAUCUCCGGUGGUUGUGCCUCGAAGCUACUCAAUGCACGUUCAUCAUCCUGCGCAGCACACCGGAGAUAGCCAUCACACGGUGGCUCUCACUUCCUCCACCGUCGGAUCUCUCAGCCUCUGUGACUCUCCUUUCAGGCAUAUCGACAAACACUUGGAAGGCAUCAAAGAAAAGCGAGUCGUCUCCGAGGAGAAGCUAAACUCCGGUGAUGGGUUUCAUCAGAAUGGUCUCGAGGUUAAAGAAACGGAGAAGCUGCAGUCUAAUCUUACGGAAGCCAAGGUUUGGUCGAGUAUGAUGAACGAGAGGAUCCCUAAGGUUGUGCCUAAAACUCCAAUUGUGACGCCUCCGGGUGAGCCAGAGACGAUCAAUACGUGGGAGUUGAUGGAAGGGCUUGAAGAUGCGAGUCCUUUACGACCACCUGAUCAUUUGAGAAGCUUCUCGUUUGAUGUUGUUCGUGUCCAUAGUUGUGAUGAAGAUGACGAUGGUCCGGCUCCGUUUGAUCGACCUAAGUCAAGGUUUCGUGAUUUGGAUCGUCCUGAGAUCGUGUCCUCUUUCAGGAAAUCGCUUCAAGAACUCCCAGAUGAUCAUCCUUUUCAUAUCCGGAUCCCUAAUGUGGAUCCAAUAUUUGUGUCUUCAGAUGAGGAAGAAGCAGAUUGUAUAAGAAGGCCAGACAAGGUGAUAGUUUACUUCACAAGUCUUAGAGGUAUAAGGAAGACAUACGAAGACAGUUUUAAUGUCAGGGUGAUACUAAAGAGCUUAGGAGUUCGUCUGGACGAGCGCGAUGUAUCGAUGCAUUCGGGUUUUAAAGAUGAGCUUAAGGAGCUGUUGAGGGAUGAGUUCAACAAUGGCGUUGGAAUAACCUUGCCUAGAGUUUUCUUGGGGAACAAGUAUCUUGGCGGAGUGGAAGAGAUAAAGAAGUUGAAUGAAAAUGGGACACUCGAAAAGGUUGUAGCAGGCUGCAAAAGAGUCGAAGAUGGCUUAACGGGCUGUGGGACUGAAUGUGAGGCUUGUGGAGAUGUUCGGUUUGUGCCGUGUGAGACAUGUUCAGGAAGCUGCAAAAUAUACAAUGAGAGUGAAGAUGAAAACGAAGAAGGAACAGAAGGUACAGAAGAAACAGAGUAUGGGUUCCAAAGAUGUCCAGAUUGUAAUGAGAAUGGGUUGGUCAGAUGUCCUAUUUGUUGUGAUUAAGUCCUUUUGAACAGACAAAAUCAAUUUCAUCUUUUUAUUUGGGGUUAUUAAAUUUCAUAUUCUGGGAUUUUUGGUGUGAGGCUCGAGAAUGUAUUCUUGUUGUACAGUGAUGUUCUCAUUGAUUGUGAAAAGAGACUUUAGGUUAAAAAUAAAAUGUGUUCAUAUUUUGAUAAUUUUGGGGAUGGGAUGUGGUUGUUAUUCCAAAGCAA